This is a messenger RNA of Ophidiomyces ophidiicola, 1638 nucleotides long. RefSeq lists its product as uncharacterized. The transcript has 2 exons. The record is from RefSeq and is a predicted model, not a curated record. The coding region runs from base 1 to 1638 and encodes 545 amino acids. NCBI's taxonomy places the organism in Eukaryota, Fungi, Ascomycota, Eurotiomycetes, Onygenales, Onygenaceae.
AUGCACAUUAUAAGAACGUCUCUUCUUCCUUCGGCAUCAAUGCAGCCUGGAAUUACAAACGACCCAAACACACAUGAUGACCGCCAUAUGCCUUGUCCAGUGACGCCCAAACUAUCUUGCAAACGUCGCCAACCUGAGCAAGGUCCAUACAACACACCGCAACAUCAGUUGAAGCGGCAGAAGUUGAACCCACCAGCACCAGCAUAUUGGGAUAAUCUGUCCGAGAUUUGGUUGACCAAACGCGCAUUACGGGAACUAGAUCAAAGAAACAGCUGCCUCAGACCACCCCAAAAAUAUCAAAAGCCUGUUUUUCAAGGAUCUUGCCUCCAGCUGAAGUCGCGUUGUGGACUUCAGCUUGCUGCCGACCCUCUCCGUGAUUGCUCCCCUGAGUGCUUAAAGCAAAUAAGGAGGUCUUCCAGACUGGGAGGUCCUGACCUGUCUGACCUUAGAAAUUAUCCAAACCCCGAAAGCAUACUCGAGCGGCCAAUGACAAGUAAAUCUGACCCGCGUAGUAGAAAGCGACGUGCAGGAUCUCCGUCAUCGAAGACAAGAAACACAGGACCUACCACAACCUCGAGAAGUUCCACGCCGUACAGUCGAAACUUUCAACAGAACCUAACCGACCACGGUAUCUACCCCCCAGAAUACAGGUACCCAAAUGGGGAGAAGAUGCUGCGGCCAAAUAACUGGGAUGAGAUCAAAGAGAGAUUGAGGAAUCCACGGCAGUCUCUAUCACCGUCAAGGUUCUCUGAGAAGGAAUUGGAGGAGUUCAGAGAAGCAGAUGCAUAUGCAUCAAAAGAGAAGCCAGUGACAACCACAGUGAUUCCAACUAUUGAAGGGGAUAUCUGUGAUUCUAAAUGCACUGGUGGAGGGUACUUGUUUGGAAAUCUUGCCCACCUAACUGAUGGCACACUGGCUCAAGCCAAACCAGAUCACUUCUAUGGCGCGCGCCCUGAGCAGCUCAAUCGUCAAAUCCGCAAAGAGCUUGGCAAUCAGAUUAUUCCUUCCACUCAGGAUGACCUUCCCAUCUUACCAAAUUUCUUUUUGGAAGCAAAAGGCCCUGAUGGUUCCCUUGCUGUUGCUAUGCGGCAAGCUUGCUAUGAUGGCGCUAUAGGAGCCCGAGGCAUGCAAUCACUUGAGUCAUACAGACAAGAUAAAUUGACUUAUGACAACAAUGCUUACACUAUUACGUCAAUUUAUCAUGGUGGUACACUCAAGCUCUAUACUACUCAUAUUUCAGAGCCUAGAGGUCCAGGGUGCCGUCCUGAAUAUAUCAUGACUCAGCUCUAUGGCUGGGCAAUGACUAGCGAUGCGGAAACCUUUAGACAGGGAGCAUCUGCAUACCGAAAUGCUCGGGAUUGGGCGAAGGAAAUGAGAGAUAAAUUUAUUACAGCAGCAAAUGAGCACCUCUCCAAUGCUCAAUUGCAAAACCAGACAGCUUCAAGUGUCGCUCUUUCUGAUGCAUUGACCGUGCCCGACGAAACUGAGUAUCAGGAUGCGCAAUGGAGCUUCGCGGCUCCUAUUGAAGGCGGGGAAGCAGAGUUUCAACCCCUGAGUAGAAACCCCAAAAAGCAGAGGGUUGAUUCCAGAGUUUCUCGUGAUCCAGCUAGCAAUAAUCCCGCUGCGUGCCCAAACUGA